GAUAGCAUCCAGUCGGCAUUACCAAGCGCCAAUGCGAGGAGGAUUUUACACCUGAUGAAGACCUUGAAUGGGAGGAUGAGUGGAAAUGUCAUUUUCCGACGUGGCCAUGGCAAUCCCUGGUCGCAAAGUUAUUGCUACAUCCACGAAGAAAAUGGCAGUUUGAUGUACGAAUCCAGAGGGAGCGAAGGUGCGCACAAGACGCUUGUACCCGAUCUUAAAGGGUCUCAUGUGCGCUCGAACCUGGAUGGCGACAUGCCUUAUCUGGAGGUGACGUUCUCUGACAGGCCUGAUGAGGUCCACAUCAAACUUCAAACGCAAUCAGACUUUGAUGCCUGGUUUGCUGCUUUAUUGCAUUGGGCGCCAAGAGACAACGCCUCCAUUUCCAGUGGUGACCACAGACCGGAAUCGGCCUCCGACUCCAAAGCAUCCCAGAAAAGCGAUCGUCGAAAAUCUGUAAUUGGCGCCGUGGCCAAGGAGAACCCUGUCAUCAAAAUUGGGAAGAUGAUUUACUGGGAUACAAACAUCGGGUAUAACAGCACGAGUGCCCUUGGUCAGGUGUCUGCUGGACGACCGAAUACGUAUCGGAUGCAGUCUGUGGGCUCGCGGAGGUGGCGGCGGAUCAGUGGUCAAUUGCGCGAGAACGGCGAGCUGAAGCUGCAUUCUGACUCGGACAACUCCCUCAUUUCGGUCGUGCAGUUGAGCCAACUCAGCAGGUGUGCCAUUCAAAGAUUGGACGCCAGCGUGCUGGACAACGACUUCUGCAUUGCGAUAUAUCCGCAGUAUACGGCAAGCUACACGACUACACAGCCUGGAUUUAUUCGGCCAAUCUUUUUGAGUUUGGAGAAUCGGGUGUUGUACGAGGUCUGGUUCGUCCUACUUCGUGCUUUUACCAUGCCGUCGAUCUAUGGACCACGGAUCGAGGCUGGAGAAACCGAGGCUGGCAUUACCAAUGGCAAUCAAGACCUCGAGAGUAUGAUUGCGACAAGCACCACGUACACUUUCCGAAUGGAGCGGAGUCUCAGCGUGAGAGUUGUUGAAGCCAAGAUGCAACCUGCUAGCGGUAGCGAUUCGUCUUCCGCUUUCAGCGGCGGUUACAAGUCCAAUGCACCACCCGAGAAGCAUGGUUACUACGCUGAGGUUCUACUCGACAACGAGACGAGAGGCAAGACAGUGGUCAAAUUCGAAGGACUAAAUCCUCUUUGGGGAGAAACCUUCGACUUCCAGGACCUGCCACCAGUACUCAACAACGCCAGUGUGAUCGUCAAACGUCGACCACCCGAGCAGGAUUUGCCGAAGUCCGAGAGUAAGCACAAUGUCCACGAAACCUCUGACCAGCAACAGGGUGGGUUCACAAACCUUGCCUUUGACGUCACGUGCGGCAAGGUGGAGAUUCAGAUGGAGGAACUCGAGCCUGAAAAGGAAAUCGAGAAAUGGUGGCCCAUUGUCAAUAUGCACGGACAUCGUGUCGGCGACGUCCUUAUCAAGGUGCGAGCCGACGAAGGCAUCAUCCUCAUGGCGCGCGACUACCAACUGCUCAGCGACUUGCUGCAUCGAUUUUCGAAUGGAUUGACUUUGCAGAUUGCACAAAUGAUACCCCAGGAGCUCAAGCGACUUAGUGACAGCCUAUUGAAUAUUUUCCAGGUUGCCGGCAAGGCAGGCGAUUGGCUUAUGGCAUUGGUGGAGGAGGAGAUAGAUGGCAUACACAAGGAGACGCCGAUUACCCGCCUCAGGUAUAGCAGACGAGUGGGCUCUGAGAGCAGUAAUGACCCUCUUGGAAGUGGUGCGCCGAACAGCGACAGGGAGCUCAUCGUUCGUGACCUGAACAAGAGUGCUACCUUGGAGGCCAACUUACUCUUCAGAGGCAAUUCAUUGCUUACGAAGAGCUUGGAUACUCAUAUGCGACGCGUGGGCAAGGAGUACCUCGAGGAAUCACUCUCGGCCAAGCUGAUGGACAUCAACGAGAAGGACCUUGACUGCGAAGUGGACCCGAACCGAGUAGGCUCGCCCCAGGAUGUGGACCGCAACUGGAGAAGGCUUCUUCUUUUCACGCAAGAGGUCUGGAAAGGAAUCAUCGCCAACAAGCAGCGAUGUCCUAUCGAGCUCAGGAUCAUCUUCAGACACAUUCGCGCUUGUGCGGAAGACAAGUAUGGUGAUUUCUUGCGCAGCGUGAGCUACAGCAGCGUGUCGGGUUUCUUAUUCCUGCGAUUCUUCUGUCCGGCAGUCCUUAACCCGAAGCUCUUUGGAUUGCUCAGUGAUGACAUCAAGCCAAGGGCUCGCCGCACAUUCACACUGAUCGCCAAGUCACUCCAGACUAUGGCCAACAUGGCCACCUUUGGCACGAAGGAACCAUGGAUGGAGCCAAUGAAUUCUUUCUUGGUGCAGAAUAGGGACUGCUUCAAGUCCUUCAUUGAUGAUGUCUGCUAUGUGCCCACGCCAAUUUCGAGCAACGAAUCUCCCAACUUAGCGAGCUCAUCGACCUGGCCAUCUGGAGUCGUCAGUGCCGAGCAGCACCUGAGUUACACAACACCGAUGACAAUCAUGCAACGACUACCACCAAGCAGUCGAGAAGGAUUCCCAAGCCUGCCAUAUCUCAUCGACCAGGCAAGGGCAUUCGCCGACCUCAUUCAUCUC
Molecule: messenger RNA, 2631 nt
Organism: Pseudocercospora fijiensis CIRAD86
Lineage: Eukaryota; Fungi; Ascomycota; Dothideomycetes; Mycosphaerellales; Mycosphaerellaceae
Exons: 3
Biological process (GO): regulation of GTPase activity
Source: RefSeq, a predicted model, not a curated record